GUGAUUCAGUCGCUUCCGUGACUGAUGACCUGUCAUGAAGCAGUCUACUGUGGUCCGGACUGUACAAUACUUACACAACUAUGUGCGAACGGCCUCGGUGACCGUGAAGGGUAAUGCAACCCCGAAGGCGCAUCAGAGGUCAUACCAUGAUGAGUCAUUCGGAUACAGAAGGCGCCAGGAGCUUGUCCUAUCAGAUUAUACCUCUUCCCAGCUUCAGAAUCGCGCGACAAAUGCCCCAUUACUCCGUUAUGUCGAUUCGAUGCGGACACAUGGACAUCGCGCAGCACACAUAGAUCCGUUGGACCUAUUGCAGCGUGAAGAGGUGGCGGCAUUGGACCCUUCACGUUACGGCCUUGAGAAUCCGAAGCAGACGUUUCCAGUAGAUGGCAUUGUCUGGACCAAUCCGGCCGGACCAAAUAUGCCGUCAUCAGAAGUUUGGCCACUAGAACGGAUUGUAUCUCACUUGCGUUCCGUGUACGUAGGAAACAUUGCAUACGAAUUUAUGCACUCUCCGUCAAAGACCGAACGAUUGUGGUUCUCUCAUAUUCUCGAAAGUAGCGCAGUUGCGCCUCAGAAUGUUCGGAGGCCGGAGGAGAAGAAGAGAAUAUGGGAACUCAUGACCCGUAGCGAAGUCUUUGAUCAAUUCCUUCAAGUCAAGUUCCCCAACCUGAAGAGAUAUGGUCUCGAAGGUGGCGAGUCUAUGCUACCAGCGAUUGAUACACUCUUUUCCGUUGCUUCAAAGGCAGGCGUUGAGCAUAUUGUCCUCGCUAUGCCACACAGGGGACGCCUCAACUUGCUCACAGAUUUGCUUCGAUCUACUCCAGCCGCUCUUUUCCACAAGAUUAAAGGAGGGAGUGAGGUUCCGGAAGACCUUGGUUAUUCUGGUGACGUCAUCAGUCAUCUAGUUGCAGCGCCGACUCUGAGUUAUGGCAAUACCGCACGCUCGCUCAAAGUUUCUCUUCUGCCGAAUCCAUCUCACCUCGAGGCUGUUGAUCCCGUUGCUCUUGGAAAGACUCGCGCAAAACAAUUUGCACUCAUCAAGGAGGCCGAUCCAGAUUGUAAACUCGGAGACAAAGUGAUGUGUGUCCAAUUGCAUGGUGAUGCAAGUUUCAUUGGCCAGGGUGUAGUUAUGGAAUCUCUUGGACUGAGCAAUUUACCGCAUUUUACGAGCGGUGGAAGUGUGCACCUAGUCGUGAAUUAUAGUAUUGGAUAUACAACUCCGGCAUCAAGCGCUCGAUCAUCCUUAUAUUGCUCGGAUGUUGGAAAGAUGAUCAACGCACCUGUCUUGCACGUCAAUGGCGAUCACCCAGAAGAUGUCUCACGUGCAUUAGACACUGCGUUCCAGUAUCGCAAUGCAUUCCGAAAGGAUAUUAUUGUUGAUCUCUUGGUUUAUCGUCGUUGGGGACACAACGAACUUGAUGAACCCGCUUUCACUCAACCAGCCAUGUACCAGAAUAUACGGACUCGAAAGAGCGUACCAGCACUUUACGAAGACAAACUUACGCAUGAGGAAGUGAUCUCAUCUGAAGAUAUUUCACAACUUCGAUCCUCAUACAAGGCACACCUGGAAUCGGAACUUCAGGCAGCUGAAUCAUUCAAGCCCGCAUUGAAUACCCUUGGUGGAAAGUGGAAACAGAUGGUGCUUCCAGUAUCUCCCGAGGCUAUUCGAGAUCCAGAGACAGGAGUAGCGCUUGAAACGCUCAAAGACGUAGCACGAGCCAGUGUAGAAGCUCCAGAAGGUUUUGAAAUCCACCCUCGUCUGAAGAGGCAUAGCAGUGCUCGGUUGAAGAGCAUCGAAGCGGAGACCGGUAUUGAUUGGGCAACAGCCGAGGCAAUGGCUUUUGGAUCCCUCAUGUUAGAGGGAUAUGACGUUAGGAUCUCUGGUCAAGAUGUUGGAAGAGGAACGUUCAGCCAACGGCAUGCCAUGCUUGUAGACCAACGGACCGAGAAUGUCAGCGUACCUCUGAAUGCUAGGUUGAACUCCGAAGGUCGACUAGAGCUUGCGAACAGCUCUCUGAGUGAAAUGGCAGUCCUCGGGUUUGAAUACGGAAUGAGUUGGGAAACACCGAAACUAUUACCGAUAUGGGAGGCACAGUUCGGUGACUUUUUCAAUGGCGCUCAAGUCAUAUUUGACACCUUCAUAUCCUCAGCGGAAACAAAAUGGCUGAUGCAGAGCGGUAUCGUUGUAUUAUUACCUCAUGGACUAGAUGGCGCUGGUCCGGAACAUUCUUCCAUGCGUAUCGAGCGAAUGCUCCAGCUCACGAAUGAUCCGAGUGAAUAUAAUGAAGGUGAUGGGGCAAAGCGAAUUAACAUGCAGGUUGUAUAUCCAACAACACCGGCGCAAUACUUCCAUCUUCUCCGUCGCCAAAUGAAGCGAAAUUAUCGUAGACCGCUCAUUGUUGCCAGCCCAAAGGGUUUAUUGCGCCUUCCCGCCGCGGCGUCAUCUCUUGUCCAGUUCGAGCCGAACACUCGAUUCCAGCCUGUCCUCGAUGAUAGUGCAGUAAACGACCUUGCUGCUGUCAAGCGUGUCGUGCUUCUUUCCGGAAAGCUUUAUUACGACCUUGUUAAGGAGCGGAACACACUCGGAUCGGAAGAUGCCAACAAGAUCGCCCUAAUUCGGGUUGAGGAACUCGCCCCUUUCCCGUACAAGGAACUCGAAAUUAUUCUACGGCACUAUCGGAAUGCGCGGGAAUGGUGUUGGGUGCAGGAGGAGCCUCGGAAUCAGGGUGCAUGGUCGCACGUGUUUUCAAGGCUACUUGAAGUUCAGACGAAGGUCGGUUGCGAGGCGCGAGGAAUAAGAUACAUCGGAAGGAAGGAAGACGUUGUUCCGGCUGUUGGUGUAGGUAAGCUCUUCAGAGAACAGCAGAGCGCCGUUCUUCGAGAUGCCUUUGCCGGAUUAUGACCGGACAUUGGUUGUUAUCUCCGUACGGUGCAAUAUAGGAGCCUUGAGUCCCAAAAAAUGACACCCACACUGUCCGAUCCUGCUCAAAAGCAACUGGGUUACUUACCUGGUUCGAGGGUCGUUCAAUUCAUGCCUGUCUGUCUGCACCGAUCUAUGAGGUAUGCAUCCUUGAAACAAAUAAUUACGGAUUGAACUUGGUCUACCUGAUCGAACGUGGUGCUGAGCGCAAGGCUAUCCGGUAAUCUAAUGUAUGAGAAGGUUGCACGUCAUUCCGCCCUUGCACGAUAUUCAGGGUCGAGCAGCAAUUAAUCGGUGACUGAGGUAUCUUUGGCACCGGAGCAACGCUGCUUUGAGAUCGGUCAAGGUACCGUGGAUUAUGUAAGCAAUGGAAGUACAAGGCGUCUCUGAUUGCUUCUGGACAUGUUUGUUCCAAUACUCAAUUGAUAUCUCCUAAUGAGAUCAUUUUAAUAACAUAGGGCCCAUGUAUAAAUUAACGCAGACAGUAUUCGACAAAUUCGCUUUCUUUGGUCCACACUACCGUGUAUAUUAUAUAGGUCCGCAAUAAUUCUGCUGUCGCGCCACGGUGCCAGGGUCUCCUAAAAUAUCCGUGAUUUUGUACCAUAGUAUUGACCUCGAACUUCUGUUAUUUGCUCAUUACCCGAUCCUGCGCACUCUCGUUACAAAAUGUCUUCCUCGCAUGGGUCAAUUAACAAUGAAUAUCUUCAAUCUAUCAUUGAUUUGGAUCAUAUGCUCUUCACUCAAAGGCUUACUCGAUUGUCCGCAAUGAUAGUCGUGAUAUACGAUACCUUACUCACUAUGGAUAGAGAAGUAGAAUUCUUUUGGAAACAACGCUGGUCGUUGAUCAAAGUUAUCUACAUGAUAAACCGAUAUGGAGGUUUACUCUUUCUUGUAAUUGACACAUGGGGUUCGGUCACGGAUUAUCGAUCAGAAUCAUUGUGUAGGGCUCAAGUCUACUUUCAACAAUGUACAGGCUGGAUCGCUGUACUCCUUGUCGAGAUUAUCCUUAUAAUACGAGUGAGCUCGCUCUACGAAAGAAGUCGCAACUCCACGAUACUACUAGUGGUGCUCUUCUUCGUGCAGGCGAGUAUAAUGGCGGGGAUCUUGAUCGCAUGGGAUCUGGUAACCAAAAUGACCUACUUCGAAGACGUCAAUGCAUGUGGAAGCAAGCAGCGGCCCCCAAUAUGGCUCGCAUUCUUCUGGCUUCCACCGAUUAUUACGGACUUCUUCCUCUUUGUCUUGACACUCCGCAAAUCCUUGGCACUUCGUAGAUUGACACCUGGGAAAGAUUGGGCGGAUCUACAACUUCAUAAGACUCUCGUUCGCGACCAGGCUCUCUAUUUCAUUGGAAUUCUCAUAUGUAGCGUAGCAAAUAUGGCAUUCGUCGCGUUUCAGCCGCUCGUCAUGUGCGCCGCUCUAGGUUUUGCUUUCGGGUUCCCUUGCGUCAUGGGUUCGCGCAUUCUCCUCAACUUGCGAGAGAUCGCUCGAGAAGAAAUGCGCUGUGGCCUAUCGACGAGCAAGGUGCUCACUUCGAUCCACUUUGCCGAGAUUUCCGGUAUCCAACAACGCGCGUCUCUUGACGAAGAUGAUACAGGAUUUGAAAUGGAGUCGGUACCGGAGAGCGAAGAAACGGAAGUAGCUUGAAUGUUUCCGUAUUGAGGAAGUCGAUAGUUAACCCUUGACGUACAAAGUGUAUUCACAUUCCC
This is a messenger RNA of Fomitiporia mediterranea MF3/22, 4626 nucleotides long. RefSeq names its product dehydrogenase E1 and transketolase domain-containing protein 1. The record is from RefSeq and is a predicted model, not a curated record. Gene Ontology annotation, biological process: tricarboxylic acid cycle. The transcript is spliced from 32 exons. Gene Ontology annotation, molecular function: thiamine pyrophosphate binding; oxoglutarate dehydrogenase (succinyl-transferring) activity. The coding region runs from base 35 to 2902 and encodes 955 amino acids. Lineage: Eukaryota; Fungi; Basidiomycota; Agaricomycetes; Hymenochaetales; Hymenochaetaceae.